Molecule: messenger RNA, 2113 nt
Organism: Asterias rubens (European starfish)
Lineage: Eukaryota; Metazoa; Echinodermata; Asteroidea; Forcipulatida; Asteriidae
Product: homeobox protein MOX-1-like
Exons: 4
Coding region: 490-1404 (304 amino acids)
Biological process (GO): positive regulation of transcription by RNA polymerase II
Cellular component (GO): nucleus
Molecular function (GO): RNA polymerase II cis-regulatory region sequence-specific DNA binding; DNA-binding transcription factor activity, RNA polymerase II-specific
Source: RefSeq, a predicted model, not a curated record
AUGACCAUUCCACAACGGUUUGUUGUGACACACUUUUCCCCUUGUCAUUAAUACAAUGUUGGUGAUAAUGUCCAGUUCGACGUUUCAAACUGCUUGUGCUUUUUCAUUUUGCUCAUCACAAGCCAGUACGUGCUUAUAAUUCGAAGUACUUAAAUCAUUUCUAUAUUUGCGACUCGGGGUGAGAAAUAGUCGACGCACACGCUCCUCAUACACAAAGGACGGUCGUGGUCGUAGUCUCUCUUGCGAAUGGUGUAUUUGUUAACAGUGUGUUGACAUAUUUUACGGUUUUGGCUAUUUUGAGGUUACACCACGAGAAAGACUAGAUCCUCAUUAGGUUUGUAUAGGAGACAUACACCGUAUCACCACUUCUUGGGGGAAAUUCAUCUGAGCUCGACGACCGGCCGUUUAUUUUUUUCUCGAGGGGCGACCAGUUUUAUCUGAGUACUUGAUAAAAGUCCGGACUUGGUGGAUGAUCUUGCCCGCAGCGCGAUGGAGCAUUCUUUGUACGGGGGCAGCGCGGCGCCCGUCCUGCAUCACUACCCCAGUUCGUUAUCAUCGGGAUCACAGCUUCAACAUGCACCAUACCAGCGACCGAUAACAAGUGCUUACUUGCCGCUGGGUAGCGUACCGUAUCAACCCUCCCAUCAACCCACGACGCAGUACCACUCGCACCAGCAUGACUGGCCGGGCGUUCACGUCCCAAGCACGGCCGACCACUUGGGUAGUACGGCCCAUCACACCGUGGCCAAUAUGACACUGUGUCAUCCAGCACGCAAUGACUAUUUAACUGUAACGUCUUCGGCAAUGGCUGAAGCGUCAAAAGUCCGAGAAAUGGGAGGGAGCGUGUCGCCUGAGUCGGUGCCGAGCCCGACGGCGCAAAGUAACGGGCUGAUGGACAGCAGUCAUGAGGAUCACGGAUCACUGGAGAAGGGGAAUCACAAGAAAGGCAAUAGCGGAGAUCAGGGGUACAAACUCGACCUGAACUCGAAACCAAGGAAAGAGCGGACGGCGUUUACCAAAGACCAGAUCCGGGAGCUUGAGACGGAAUUCAGCCACAAUAACUACCUUACGCGCCUGCGCAGAUACGAAAUAGCAGUCACGCUCAACUUGACAGAAAGACAGGUAAAGGUGUGGUUUCAGAACCGACGUAUGAAGUGGAAACGAUGCAAAGGAGCCCGCGACAAGGACCUAGCCGAGAAGCGACUUCAGGCCAUGGAAGCCAAAAUCGGUCUCCCACCCGGCAGCUCUAGCGCCCUCACCGCCGGAGGAGCGACCAUGCCCGGACACGUGAUCACGUCUAGGAACGGACUCAGAAGCCCACACGAGAUGAACGGAUACCAUGAGGACAGCGGUGGGCUGAGUCCGCCUGAUAGCUACGGGAAUCCCGAAACCGAUUUCAAGUGAAGAUUAUGUUUUUUUGUCGGACUUUGACUGUUGGUAACUCUAACUCUUACCAUUUUAAAAAAAGCACCCGCGUUUAUAAACUCUCCUCCUUUGGCUCGGGUCUUGUAUAUAAACCUUGGAAGAUGAAGUCAUCAUCGGCUGUGAGGAGAAACAAGUUGCUAGGCCCUUCUUCGCUCCUCCUCCAUCAAUGCAUAUGAUCCGCUCUGUGCACGAGCAGUUCGAGGUGCACUCCAGACACUCAUCCUGCCGCUGGCAAAUGAGAAUGAGGACAUAGUUGCUAGGACCUUCUUCGCUCCUCCUCCACCAAUGCAUACCUGCUCUGUGCACGAACAGUUUGGGUGCACUUCAUAAAACUCAUCCUGCCGCAUAAAUGAGGACAUACUGUACUUCAAUAACUCUUGUCAUCUUCAGUCCCCUGCCGCUGGCAUGAGGACUGGCAUUUCAAACCGAAGUUCAUUUCGCUACACUUCCAUUGUGGUUGUUGACUUGUGGAAUCUGUGUUUAUUUCAUUGUUGGGGCAUCAACAACUUAGCUAGUUGUCGUCGCUAGAGGGCCGAGACAGUGAUGAUCUCGUUGCAGACAGGUCAACGAUGUUACUUGUAGCCACAUGAACAUGUGAUAAGUCCAAAGCCCGGAUUCAAGGAAUCUUACGAAGACGAGGUGCAACUGGAACUUAAUCAAAUAGCGUCAUAGUGCUUGUCCCCAAACU